Messenger RNA from Corythoichthys intestinalis (scribbled pipefish), 1373 nucleotides. RefSeq names its product mesoderm specific transcript (gene mest). Bases 263 to 1243 code for a protein of 326 amino acids. Gene Ontology annotation, biological process: acylglycerol catabolic process. The transcript is spliced from 12 exons. The record is from RefSeq and is a predicted model, not a curated record. NCBI's taxonomy places the organism in Eukaryota, Metazoa, Chordata, Actinopteri, Syngnathiformes, Syngnathidae. Gene Ontology annotation, cellular component: mitochondrion. Gene Ontology annotation, molecular function: monoacylglycerol lipase activity.
UUCUCUUAUUCAUUGGUAACAUUUUUCAUCUUAAAACACAAUAAAAAUCAUUAUUAGCAGUCCUAACGGACAACAAAAUAAUAUAUAUUUAUCAUAUAUGACAAUUUUAUUACGGAACCUCCAGUCAAAUGGGGAAACAUAGUCACCAUAAGAGUACAUCUUUCGUUAAACUUGCUUGGCUUCAAGGGAUCCUAAAUGUAGUUCCAAGGUCUUCACUUAAGUGUUGAGGGUGGGAUUCAUGACAUGAGCUAAGCAGUUCACAAUGAGAGAGUGGUGGCUCCACGUAGGAUUGAUGUGCAUCCCGCUGCUGGCCGUCUACCUGCACAUCCCACCGCCUCAGCUGUCACCUGCCCUCCUGAAGUGGCACAAUGCCGGCCGAGGCUUCACCUUUAGGGGGAAAGAAAUUUUCUACAGAGACUCGCAUGGCGCCUUAGGAAGCGCCGAUAUAGUCCUCCUCCUCCAUGGCUUUCCCACAUCCAGCUACGACUGGAACAAGAUUUGGGAGCCGCUAACUCAGCGCUUCAACCGGGUCAUAGCACUGGACUUCUUGGGCUUCGGAUUCAGCGACAAGCCUCGACCGCACAAGUACUCAAUCUUCGAGCAAGCCAGUGCGGUGGAGGCGCUGGUGGCCCAUUUGGGUCUGGCCAACCAGCGCAUCAACCUGCUGUCACAUGAUUACGGCGAUACAGUAGCCCUAGAGCUGCUAUACAGGAGUGACCUGAACCGCACGGGUCAUUUGACCAUCAACAGCCUUUGCCUCUCCAAUGGAGGUUUGUUCCCAGAAACCCACCACCCUCGCCUGCUGCAGAUGCUUCUCAAGGACUCAUCGUUUUUGGCUCCCGUCCUCAUGCGGCUCACGAACUACAUCAUCUUCCAGAAGGGGAUCGGCGAAGUCUUUGGACCGUACACUCAGCCGACAGACGCGGAGUUCUGGGACAUGUGGACCAGUUUACGCUAUAAUGAUGGCAACCUAGUUUUGGACAGUGUUCUCCAGUACAUCAACCAGAGGUUAAAGCACAGAGAAAGAUGGGUCGGCGCGCUCACUUCCACCUUCGUGCCACUGCACUUGAUAUACGGCCCGCUGGACCCGGUUAACCCCCACCCACAAUUUGUCCGCCUUUACCAGAAGCUGGUACGGAGGUCGACGGUCAGCGUUUUGGACGAGCACAUAAGUCAUUACCCGCAGCUUGAAGACCCUACGGGUUUCCUCAACGCUUAUUUUAACUUCAUUCACUCGUUUUGAACCUGACUGAAGAUGUCAAGAGCCCGAUGAGCAAAUAAAUAGUUUUGUAACAAAGUUUCCCGGAAUGAAUAUUUAUUUCGCUUAACUUUUUCCAGUCCAUUGACGAUGACAGACAUCCAAAAUGAAUCAC